CACAAAAUAGACAAAGGAUUGAAUGGAGGCAAAGCUUAGAGAUAUAGCAACUGACAAGGUUUAUGAAGAAUUUGAACCAGUAACAGAAUGGGUACAUGAGGAAGAUUGUGACACCCUUCUUCUUUGUCUACCUGAUUUCAAGAAGGAGCAACUGAAGGCCCAACUAACCUCAACUCGAAGCCUAAUUAUCAGUGGAGAACGUCAAGUUGGAGGCAACAAAUGGAGUCGCUUCAAGAAACAAAUACCCAUUUCAACAAACUGUGACGCCCAGAAAAUCAGUGCAAGGUUCGAUGGCAGCAUACUUUAUGUUAAACAACCAAAACUGAUCACUCCAGCAGAAAAUAAAGACAAAGCAAAGCCAGCCAUUGAAGCUCCAGAACCUCGAAAACCCGAAAAUGAUCAGCCAAAACCCCAAAAGAAUGAUCAAGAACAAGAUGGACAAAAAACUGCUUCAAUGGUUGAUCUGGCCAGGCGGACAAAUGAAAAGCCUAAUGAGUUAGACACUGCCAAAAUGGUUGCUGAGAAGAGAAAUGGAUCAGUGGAUUCAAAAAUUGUUUCCGAGAAGGCGCCAGAGAGGGAGGAGACUAAUCCUGAAAAUGCACCAGAAAAGGCUAUAGAAAAGGAAAAAAAUAGUAGUACACCUCAAGAUCAAAAGGUAUCAAGAGAUACAAGUGAAAAACACGAAAAUGGUUCGGCCAAUGAUGGCGCAAGGAGGGAGGAAGGAGCCUAUGGAAAGAAGGCCGAUAGUGGAAAGGCUAGACUAGAGGAUGCAAAAUUGAAGAAGAUUAAGAGAGUGAUGAACAUGGUUCUGGUAAUUCUAUUUGCUCUUUUACUUGGACUGUACUUGACAAAUUUGUUUAGGUCUUGGAAGAAAGGUGAGAAUUAAUGAGGCUGAUCAUAAUGUACUGUGAUGAACAUUUGAUGGUGGGGAACAAUUAUUUGUCAAUUUAUUGAAUAAAAAGACUUGCAGAAUUGAAGACCU
Molecule: messenger RNA, 982 nt
Organism: Ilex paraguariensis (yerba mate)
Lineage: Eukaryota; Viridiplantae; Streptophyta; Magnoliopsida; Aquifoliales; Aquifoliaceae
Source: the annotation of a GenBank genome assembly